AUGUCUGCUCUGCAGAAACUGCCUCAAGAGGCUCUGAUCAUAAUAUGCGACUUCCUGCUACCUCCUGAUCGUGCGGAGGACUACGGCUAUACAUACACAGGCCUGGCGACCCUUCUCGCGCUGGCAUCUACGUCUCGCCUCUUUCACGAGCACGCAUUCAACACCGUAUGGAACACCCUGCCAGGCUACAGCCUGCUCGUCUACACGCUUCCGAGGGAUGCAUGGACGGCGAAGGUCACACGGCUCGACCGCGCAUGGUCGGGCCCCAUCACGGAACUGUCUAUCGUUCGUCCUCUCGUGGAAGCCGACCUCACCCGUCUCAAGCACUAUGCCUGGCGUGUGAGGCAUAUAAUGCGGUCGAUGGACUGUCCCUACUUCCCAAAACGAGCGCGGAACCACCAAGCUCUUCCUUGCGUCCUCAAAGCCUUGGGCGAUGUGUUCAGACAGAUGCCGGGGGGUACAAUGUUGCUCAAUCUGCUCACACUUCGCUUGGAAUCACUUGACAAGAUCGACACAGCAGAGCAGGAGGUCUUCUACCGCUCCGUCGACGUGCUCUAUGGUCCGAAGCUGCGUGACUUCCUGGGUACCACCAAUCGCGCACCACGAGACGCUUACGAAGCUUCCCUCGACAAGUUGGCUGAGAUAUCCCCGGGAUUAGUCUCUUUCAACAUCUUCACGCCCUGGUACACCCGCCACACACUAUCCGCCUGCCGCACAAUAUGCAGCCUCAACCGUCUAGAAGACGUGCGCACCGGAAGCAUGCCCAUUAGCCCCGAAGCCUUUCUACACCUCGCCCAGCUGGCCUCAUUACAGUCAUUGGUCUGCCAGAUAGCACUUGAAAACGAGGAACAAUUCUUGGCCAUAUUCGAGAACGCGGAGGAGAAGGGCUACUUUCCGCGCCUGCGCGAGCUAUCCCUCUCACACCAGUCCAGCUUCGUACUUCCCACCGUCAUGCUUCAGGCCGUGUCCUCUUCCCAUCUGAACUCUAUUAGCGUCACGGUGCACGAGGGUCGCGUCUCUUCGCAGGCAGUCAAGGAUAUCUUCACCCAUAUAGCGAGCCGCAAAGGAAAAUCGCGCCUGCGUUCGGUGGAGGUCGAAGUCAUCAUACAUGGGCCCGACGACCCCGUCACGUUCGACACGAUAGAGCCGCUCCUCGCCCUCUCCAAGCUGACCUCGGUCAUCGUGAAGGGUUUCCACCGCUACGCCAUCGACGACCUCGCGCUGCUCGCGAUGGCCGCCUCCUGGCCCCGCAUACGUCGGCUUGAGCUCGGGCCCGAAACGCUCGCCGACGCCCCCAAGGCGCUCGCGACGCUCACAGGGCUCGUCGCGUUCGCGCAGAACUGCCCGGACCUGCGCUCGCUCGGGCUCGGGCUCAACACGGACACACGACGGAUCUCGGAGAUCUUCCACACGUUCCGCCCAGGGCUCGGGAUGGAGCAGCGCCGGCUAAUCAUGCUCAAGGUCGGGCGGUCCCCCAUCGAGGACCCCGUCGCGGUCGCCGCCUUCCUGUCGGACCUGUUCCCGAAGCUGUGCAACAUCGAGAACGACUUCGCGUUCGAGGAGGACGCUUGGGAAGACUUCGAGGGGACCGAGGAUGAGCGCGAACGCAUACUCGCGGACGCGGUGCACCGGAGCCGCUGGGGGGAGGUGGACUGGGAGUACUUGCCGCGGUUCGUGCAGAUACGAAAACAGGAGCGGAAGUGGGCCAAGAAGGUGGGGCUGAAGCCAUUGCCUCCGUUGAACAUUGUGAAGCCCUUUGUCCGCUCUAGUUAAGCUAAUCAUAAUGACAGCGCACUAACAUGUAACACACAGUCCC
Messenger RNA from Trametes versicolor FP-101664 SS1, 1816 nucleotides. RefSeq lists its product as uncharacterized. NCBI's taxonomy places the organism in Eukaryota, Fungi, Basidiomycota, Agaricomycetes, Polyporales, Polyporaceae. The record is from RefSeq and is a predicted model, not a curated record. The coding region runs from base 1 to 1773 and encodes 590 amino acids. The transcript is spliced from 2 exons.